AUGCCGGUUUACGAGCAGCAUGGUGGCUACAAGGCACUUCGCCGCGUGGUUGGGGAAUUGCAACCGACCGACGUCAUCGAAGAGGUCAAAGAGAGCAAUCUGCGUGGUCGCGGUGGGGCCGGAUUCCCCUGUGGAUUGAAGUGGACCUUCCUGCCCAAAGAUCAUCCAGGCCCGAUCUACUUCUGCUUGAACGCCGACGAAAGCGAACCCGGCACGUUCAAUAAUCGCAUUCUCAUGGAAGAAGACCCGCAUCAGGUGAUCGAAGGGCUGAUCAUCAGUUGCUAUGCCACGCGGGCCACCACGGCUUACAUCUACAUUCGUGUGGAAUACCCUCUGGCCUACGAGCGCUUGCAGAGUGCCUUGGACGAAUGCUAUGCCAAGGGAUACCUGGGCCAGAACAUCCUGGGCAGCAACUUCUCGCUGAACAUCUAUCUGCACCGCGGGGCCGCCGCGUACAUCUGCGGCGAAGAGACGGGGCUCAUCGAAAGCCUGGAGGGCAAGCGAGCCUGGCCGCGCAUCAAGCCGCCGUUUCCGGCGGUCGAAGGGGUUUUUCGCAAGCCCACGGUGGUGAAUAACGUGGAGACGGCCGCCUGCGUGGUGCACAUCAUCAAUCGCGGUGCCGAUUGGUUUAAGUCGAUGGGCGUCCCGUCCGAUCCAGAUAACCCUCGAGAUGCCGGAAGUUAUGGCCCCAAGCUUUACUGCUUGAGCGGGCAUGUGAAUAAACCCGGCUGCUACGAAGUCCCCUUGGGCAUCACCACCCGGCAGUUGAUUGAAGACUACGGCGGCGGAGUGUGGAAAGGUCGCAAAGCCAAGGCGGCUAUCCCCGGCGGAAUCAGCAUGGGCCUGCUAAGCGAAGAUGAGUUCGAUCUUCCCCUGGACUUUGCCGGGCCGGGUAAGGCUGGUUGCUUGGGACUUGGUACCGCAGCCGUGGUAGUGAUGGACGAAACCACCUCGAUGGUCGAGUUCCUGCACAACAGUUGCCGGUUCUUCGAUCAUGAAAGUUGUGGGCAAUGCACCCCGUGCCGAGAGGGCACUUCGUGGUCUGUCACCAUGCUGAACCGGAUUCGCGCCGGCAAGGGGCGCUUGAAAGACCUCGAUUUGCUGCUCGAGAUUGGCGACACGAUCGGCAUCAUCCCCGGCACAACCAUUUGUGGUUUGUCCGACGGAGCGGCCUGGCCGAUCAAGAAUGCCAUUCGCAAAUGGCGGGAUGAAUUCGAAGACUACAUCAAACAAACCAACCCCACCGGGUACAUGGAAACCGAGCCAGUCGAGGUCGCACGGCGAGCCGGUGCCGAUGUGCCGCACUAUUGUUGGCACAAGGGGCUUACUGUUGUCGCCAGUUGCCGCAUGUGCCUGGUCGAAACCGGCACCAAGAAUGCGGAGACGGGCGAAAUUGCAAUGAUGCCCAAGCUGGUGCCCGCGUGCCAAACGCCGGCCCGCGACGGGACCGUGUUCGUAACCAAAAGCGAAAAGGUCGAGCAUGCCCGGGCGUUCGUUGAAGAAGCCCUGUUGAUCGAUCACCCGAUUGAUUGCCCCAUUUGCGACAAGGCCGGCGAGUGCCUGUUGCAGGACUAUCACUUCCAGCACGGUCAGCAGUCUCGUCGGGCCGACAUCCGCCCCUUCACCAGCCGCCGCAAAGAUCUGGGCGAAACGGUCACCCUGUUCACCGACCGUUGCGUGAUGUGUUCGCGAUGCGUUCGCUUCACCCGCGAGGUUUCCGGCACUUCAGAACUCAUGGUCGAAUCGCGCGGUGCCCGGGAGGAGAUCAACGUCUUCGACGGCUUCCCGUUGGACAACAAGCUCUCAGGCAACGUGGUCGAUCUGUGCCCCGUAGGGGCCCUGGGUGAUCGCGACUUUCUUUACAAGCAGCGCGUGUGGUUCAUGAAGAAGCACAAUGGCGUCUGCACCGGCUGUUCGACGGGCUGCUCGAUUACGGUUGAAGAGAAUCAAGACACGGUUUACCGCUUGCGACCCCGCGAGAAUCAGGCGGUGAAUCAGUGGUGGAUGUGCGACGAAGGCCGCUACGGCUACCACCACGUUCACGAUGACAAGCGUCUUGUCGAGCCACUGCAACAUGCCAACGGCAGAGAGGAACCACUCGAUUGGUCGGCCGUGGGCGAAACACUCUCCAGUCGACUGGGAUCUGCCGGGCGAUUAGCCGGUGUGAUCUCGCCGCACCUCACUGUGGAAGAAGCGUACCUGUUCGCCAAGCUGCUGCGAUCGUACGACCCGGGGGCGUGGCUGGUUCUGGGGCACAUUCCCACCGCAGGUCAGGAUGAAGUCUUCCCCACUGGGUUCACGAUUCACGCCGAAAAGUGCCCCAACCGCCGCGGUGUGGAAGAAGUGUUGAAGCACUUCGCCGGCGGGGUAACCACCUGGGAUGAGAUCAUCUCGCAGGCCUCCACGUUUGGGGCCGUUUGGCUUACGGGCGGGUACAAGACCAAUUGGGUUGAUGAAGAAACCGCCGGCAAGCUUCGCCAGGCACCACUGCUGAUUGUGCAAGAUAUGUUCCCCUCGCCAGCUUGGGAAACGGCCGACAUCAAACUGCCGGGCGUAGCAUUCGCCGAGCGGGAAGGCUCGUAUGUUAACUUCAACGAUCACCUGCAAACGGCCCAAUGGGCUGUGCGUCCGCCUGCGGGGGCCCGGGUCGAAGGCAGCUUGUACUGGCAAUUGUUGAAGGAGACCGGGCUCUAUAAGUCAGCGCCGGUGUUGGCGGAAGUCGCCGAGUCGAUUCCCUAUUUUGCCGCGGCCGCCGAUGGUGUGCCCGAUACCGGCGUUUAUUUAAAGUCCUCUGAGUUGGCCCCCACCAAGUGA
Molecule: messenger RNA, 2814 nt
Organism: Cladocopium goreaui
Lineage: Eukaryota; Dinophyceae; Suessiales; Symbiodiniaceae
Source: the annotation of a GenBank genome assembly